AUGACUGGUAGUACGAACAUCCCACGAUGCUGUCAUACAGCAUCAACACUCACGAAUGGGGAAGUCUUAGUUGCCGGUGGAUGUGGAGAAAUUGUCAAUAGAUAUACCGCAGAAUUGUAUGAUCGGUCAAUCGGCAUUUGGACAAAGACGGGCAGCAUGAAUGUUCCGCGAGAAUAUCAUACAGCAUCGAUACGUAACAAUGGGAAAGUCUUAGUAGCUGAUGGAUUCAAUGCUGACGCCGUUGAUUUUACGGCCGAGCUAUUCGAUCCACCUACAAGACUUUUGACACUGACUGGCCAAAUGAGCAAUGCCCGUGCUUUUCAUACAGCAAUCGCUCUAGCAGAUGGAAAGGUCUUAGUUGCUGAUGGAGAGGACAAUAAUGGAUUUACGAAUAGUGCAGAAUUAUACGAUCCUGAAACAGAAGUUUGGACAGAGAUCGGAAACAUGAAUUUCUCACGACGACAGUUUACAUCAUCAAUACUAAUGAGUAGACAAGUCUUGGUUGCAGGUGAAUAUAAUUCAAAUGUUAACAUUUUGAGUAGUCUAGAAAUAUAUUCAUCAAUCUAG
Molecule: messenger RNA, 567 nt
Organism: Rotaria socialis
Lineage: Eukaryota; Metazoa; Rotifera; Eurotatoria; Philodinida; Philodinidae
Source: the annotation of a GenBank genome assembly